This is a messenger RNA of Salvia miltiorrhiza (redroot sage), 1984 nucleotides long. Its product is annotated as protein FAR1-RELATED SEQUENCE 5-like. The transcript is spliced from 2 exons. The record is from RefSeq and is a predicted model, not a curated record. Bases 248 to 1984 code for a protein of 578 amino acids. Gene Ontology annotation, biological process: regulation of DNA-templated transcription. Lineage: Eukaryota; Viridiplantae; Streptophyta; Magnoliopsida; Lamiales; Lamiaceae.
UGUCUCUAAACCGUGUCCCACUCCCUGUCCCAACCCCAUUUACGACAUCGUUUCAGCUUUCUAAAGGCUAUUUCAUUUUUUAUUUUUUUUAAUAGUUAAUUGAUUCAUUCCAGCUAUCGGCUCGGCUCCAACAGCCGUAAAUCUUCUUCUUCCUUUCUUCACCAACACAAUUCUUCUAUUUUCACGAUCAAAUUUUUUCUCUCUCCACCGAAAAAUCAGGAAUUUGUAUUUUGUACGGGAUUUGGUUAUGGAUAUCCAAAAUCAAUAUUUUUCUUGCUUCCAUCUUUUAUUCUUCUUCUCCACAAGUGCCCAUGCUCGAAUUUUAUUAUUUUUCUUUUUCCACAAGAACCAAUUUUGUGCAUCCGACGCAAUCGAACAGUUUACUUUGAAGACGACGAUUUUUUUUAAGAUCAAAGAAAAGCUUAGCAUGGAGAUUGGUGGUACAUCUUCGCGUCGUUUGAGUUUUGAGUCUUCUAGUGAAGAACAUAAUCAACUUCACAGUGAUAUGAUAGAUGAUGACAGUGGAAAUCAUUUAGUUAACUUGACAAGUAUGAACUGCAAGGAAGAUACUCCAAAGAUUGGAAUGAGCUUUGAUACUGAAGAGGAUGCCUAUGAAUUUUAUCUAAAGUAUUCAAAAUGUGUGGGGUUUGGUAUAAGAAGGAGCAAAAGUCACAAGAACACAUGUGGAGAAUUAGUUGACAGGAUCUUUUGUUGUAGUGCUCAAGGAAAAAGAUCACACGAUAAACGUGAUAUCUAUGUGAAAAAGGCUCGUCCAGAAACAAGAUUUGAUUGUCAAGCUAAACUGAAGGUUAGCAGUCGAGAAACUGGAAAGCUUUGUGUGGUUCAGUUUGUUGAGGAGCAUAAUCAUUAUCUUUCAAGUCCAAACAAAAUACACUUACACAGAAGUCAUAGAAAAGUAGCUCCAGUUGCAGCAUUGCAAAUUCAAAUGGCAAAUGACGUGGGUAUCAGACCUAAAGCAUCUCAUGAUCUUAUGGCAAGACAAGUAGGAGGGAGAGAGAAUUUGGGUUUCAUUCCUGAAGAUUACAAAAAUUAUUUGCGAUCUAAAAGAACAAGAGAUUCAAGAAUAGGGGAUACAGGUGGAGUAUUAGAAUAUCUGCAGCAGAUGCAAUUUGAUGAUCCGAAUUUUUUUUAUGCCAUUCAAGUUGAUGAAGAUGACUUGAUUACAAAUAUUUUUUGGGCUGAUGCAAAGAUGAGAACAGAUUACUCACAUUUUGGGGACGUGGUCUGCUUUGACACAACUUAUAGGAAAAAUAAUGAAGGUCGUCCUAUUGCCUUGUUUGUAGGCGUAAAUCAUCACAAACAGACUGUGAUUUUUGGUGCUGCAUUAUUAUAUGAUGAAACAGCUGUGACAUUUGAGUGGUUAUUUGAUACAUUUACUAGAGCUAUGGGUGAGAAGAAACCAAUUACUAUUCUUACAGAUCAAGAUGCAGCAAUGGCUAAGGCAUUAUCUUCUAUAUGGCCUGAAACUCAUCAUCGUUUAUGUCUUUGGCAUAUUUUUCAAAAUGCUGCAAUUCACUUGAGUGGUGUUUUUUCGCAAUUUAAAGAUUUUGCUAAAGACUUCGGUGCAUGUGUCUAUGAUUUUGAAGAAGAAGAUGAGUUUUUUGCAGCAUGGGACAAUAUGUUGAAAAAGUAUAGGCUUGAAGAUAAUGAUUGGUUGAAGCGAAUGUUUAAACUGAAAGAAAAAUGGGCCUUGGUCUACGGACGACAAAUGUUUUGUGCUGAUAUGACUACCACCCAAAGAAGUGAGAGCGUGAAUAGUAUUGUGAAAAGGUAUGUCAACUACAAGCACAAGUUCUUAGAAUUUUUUAAUCACUUCCAAAGGCUUCUUGAAGAUCGUCGAUAUGAGGAGCUAAAAGCUGAUUUCAAAGCUAAUACAAGUAUUCCAUCUAUGGUGUAUCCAGUUGAGAACUCUAACCCUUUGCAAAUAGAUGACUCGCAGCAAAGCAUUAAUGAAAAUAAAUGA